AUCAGUUGACUUCAUCUCCAUGAGUCUCAUUCGUUUGAUGAAAAGACAAAGGAGAUGAUCAAGGGAGCCUUUGGCUUCUCUAAGAAGUGUAAAGGGAAUUCAGAUCUGUUUGGUUUGGAGUGAUAUAAGACUAUUUUCUGUGGGACAAUGCGGAAAGGGAUAUCUACAGAAAAGGUUGAAGGCCCAACGUCCUCUGAAGAAAAUAUUGUAGGACUCAGGGCUUCUAUCUCAACUUUACUGGUGAGUUCCCCUCCACUAGCAUAAUGAGGAUCAAUUGGAAGAGCUGGUGAAGGGAAAAUCAUGAUAAGGCAUGAUAACUGUCUUCAAAGGGUGUCAUGCAAGAAGAUGGAUCAAGAUGGAACUGGGAAUGGCAGGGAAGCAUAUUUUGGGUAAACAUCAAGAGAAACUUCCCUGACCAUUGGCCAGAGAUGCCCAGCAAGAUGUUGUCUACCCAUGGUGUAAACCAUAAUAAGCCAAAUGGACCAGCAGUCCAAUUCAGUGCAAGUAUAUGUAAUGGUGAUGGUGCCAGCAAGGGCUUCCUGUUAGAUGUUGACACCCCACCCCUCCUUCUAUUUGUGUGCUCACCUGUUGGAUUUGCAUUGUCAUCAUGGGAAGCCUUGCAAAAACUCAAGGCUAUCAAGUUAUCAGUAGGUAUAAAUGUAGCAUUCUCUCCUAGCAGACUUUGGCCAGCUCUCAAUUUCCCCGUCAAUGAUUUUUUGAACCGAAGAGAUUCCUGUGCCUUGAAAAUCCCAUAAUUUCUUUUUCAAUUCCAUAGGCCACACAGCUUCUGUGAUUCUGAUGAGAUUUGCUUAAAUGGCCCCCUCUGCCCGAUGUCAUUGAUUUUAUUUCCUCAGUCCCUCUCAUCAGGUUGUUUGUAACUAAUUACACAUUCAGUCUUGAAGCUUGUAACUAAACCUAAGUACAAAUAUCCCAGCUCAGGUUUCCCAAUUGGAAAAUGUACAAUUUGAGAAGGAAGUGAGAAGAGAUAUAUAUGCACACAACAUUUAUAUACUAUUUGAUUGUAAUAAAACCUCAGAGCAGUCAUAUAAACAUUUUAAUUGUUUUUUGUUUUGUUUUUUGAUUGAUUGAUUGAUUGAUUGAUUGAUUGAUUUAUAUACCAUCCUUUAUCCAAACAUCCCAGCGGAGUGUACAAAAUUAAGUUCAUAAUUUAUACAGCAUAAUAAAAGCAUAAUACACAUAAUACAGCAUAAUAAUAAUAAUAAUAAUAAUAAUAAUAAUAUAAUAAUAAUAAUAAUAAUAAUAAUAAUAAUAAUAAUAACAGGCCCUCCACACCACAUUUAACAAGCCAUAGAUUAUUUAAUGGCUGAAGAGCUGGGUAAAGAGGAAUGUUUUCACCUGGCACCUAAAAAGAGGUAAUUAUGGCACCAGAACAGCCUCUCUGGGGAGAGCCUUCCAUAGAUGGGCAGCCACCACAGAAAAGGCCCAUUCUCGUGCUGUCACCCUCCAAACCUUGGAUGACAAGUGCAGGGUCCUAGUUAGUUCAUAUAGGAAGAGGCAGUCCUUAAGGUAUUGAGGUCCUGAGCCAUGUAAGCCUUUAUAGGUUAGCACCGGCUCUUUGAACUGGGCCUGGAAACUAAUUGGCAGCCAAUGCAGUCAGGCCAGGAUCAGUGUGAUAUGUUCAAACCAUGUUGCUCUGUUGAGCAACCUGGCUGUCAAAUUUUGCAGCAGCUGCAGUUUCUGAACCAUCCUCAGAGGCAGCCCCACAUAUAACAAACACACUACAGUAAUCCAACCUAGAGGUUACCAGAGCGUAGGCCACAGAAGUUAGGCUAUCUCUGUCCAGAUAGGGGCAUAGCUGGGCCACCAGCUGAAGCUGACAAGGCACUCCAUGCCACUGAGGCCACUUGGGCCUCUAGUGACAGUAAUGGAUCCAGGAACACAUUCAAGCUAUGUACCUUCUCCUUAAGAGGGAGUGUAACCCCCCUCAGGAGUGGGCAACCCAUCUAUCUUGUCAGGAUACUGUCAGCAGCUCCCAGCUAGUUGCCCAGGAAAGUAUAAAGAAAAGGAAAAAUUUCUUACCACCCAUUUUUAUUUCAGUCUUACAGGGAGAGGCUAUAGAACCCAGCCUCUUGGAUAAUGGUGUUGUCCCGAGUGAAUUUCCACCUCCGUCUCUCCCACUUCCUCAUUCAUCUCCUCUACAGGUGCUGCUAUGUGCCCUCUGUCUUUAAGCUCUUUGCUCUCCUACUUUUAAGGCUCGCCAGGUUCUGGGUCUGGGAUGCUUUCUAAUGACAACAUGUGAGCUGGGUUUUGUUCUGGCUCUCCCAUGAUUUCCCAGCUUUCCCCCUCAUCUCCCUCUGAGCUUCCUCAAACCCCUGUUGUCAAUCUAUACUGUCUUCAUCCUUCUCCUCCCUGGAAGGGUCAGGAUGGGGAGGCAGUCUCUGCCAUUCCUCCUCUGCCUAGUCCCUGACAAUCCGGUCUAAGGAACCACCUACUAACAGUGCCUCUGUCUUAUUUGAAUUGAGUUUCAGUCUGUUGGCUCUCAUUCAGUCCAUUACCGAGGCAAGACAGCAGUCCAGCACAUCUACUGCCUCACCUGCAGAUGUAACGGAGAAGCAGAGUUGUGUGUCAUCAGCACACUGCUGACAACAUACUCCCAAACUCUGGAUGACUCCACUCAGAGGCUUCAUAUAGACAUUAAACCACAUGGGGAAUAAAAUAUAUUUGAGGCUAUUAUAUGACUCCACAGCAAACUUUUUCUAUGGCAGUUUUGCAGCACACUGUAGAAAAUGACACGGCCCAUUUGGAACGCUGAAAGCUUUUGCAAUACCAAUAGAUCGGUCAAUGAAUGGUGAGGAUCACCCUGUGGAAGGAUUUAAAGCAAUGCUCAAGGCAAGAAUGGUUUGUGUGGCCACAUAUGAAUUGCCACAAAAAGUGGACACAAAUUGGCAGACAAUUUGCAUUUGUGAAUUUUAUAUGCAUCUACACAAGUUAUAGCUGAAUAAGUACACUAAGUCCCCUGUCAGGUUUUACACUGUAGGUUUUAAAUCUGUAUUUUACCUGCCCUAAUUUGAUAUGUUUUUUAUUUAACAGAAGCCAUAUGCCACAUACUCCACAGAAAGCCUCUAAGCAGUUUACAAAGAACAAUUCAAAUAUUCAUUAAAAUAAAAAGUACUGAUAAAAGCAAGCGCUAAAAACAAAUGGGCAUAAAAUGCCCGUGUGUGUUUGAAUAUUUGUUAAUUUAACAGAUUCCUUCUGAAAAGGAUAUAAAUGCCAGGUAAUGUCUUUUAAUUGUGUUUAUCUCAGCCUGUUAGAAACCAUUUAUUUAUCAUUUAUUUAUUUAUAUUUUGGUUUUAAUGCACUGAAUCGAGAAUUUAAAAAAUUGCAAUACAACAGCUGCAAAACAAAUAGAGAACUCUUUCACAGAGAUAACUGUCCUCUGUUAAGUAGGACACAUGGCCACCAUUGCAGCACACCUUCUAAUACUUCACACUCUCUUAACAUCCUUCUCAUCCUAAGAAUUUUUGUCCAAACCCUUCUUUCCGUGACAUAUAAUUGCUGUCUUCAGUGCCAGUACCUCCCAGCAACAUCCUCAGGCAAUGGCUACAUUUGGGACCAUGAAUUAACCCUGGGUGGUGAAAUGCCAUUUUAAUUCUGCAGUGUCCCCAAUGUAGCAUUGCUCCAAGGCACUGUGAGAAAUUGAAAUGCUAGGAACAAUGGGGAGCUGCCUUUUUAAUUUCCCACAAUGACCCCUAUUCCCCACACAGAGCUACCUCUGGCAUUGCUCACCCACUCUGGGAACUGUAGCUCUGUGCAAGACUAUGGGGAGUCUCCUAGCAACUUUCAACACCCUUAAACCGCAUCUCUCAGAUUUAUUUGUCGGAAGCUGUGACUUCCGACAUCAUAGCACUUUAAUUGUAUGAUUAGAAGGUGGCUGUACAUCCCAGGGGGAGGUGAGCCUUUUUUAUUCUCUUUUGAUAUAUAUGUAUUUGCCGUUUUACUGGGUAAACUUCCCCCAAAAGGCAACGAUUUGAAACACGCAAGUGGGUUUGAAAAGAACAUUGCUGCUGUUUGCUCAGUGGAAGGAAGGGAAAAAUCUUGGAUUGGAGUUACCAUAUUUUUCACUCUAUAAGACGCACCAGACCACAAGACGCACCUAGUUUUUGGAGGAGGAAAACAAGAAAAAAAAUAUUCUGAAUCUCAGAAGCCAGAACAGCAAGAGGGAUCCCUCUUGCUGUUGUGGCUUCUGGGAUAGCUGCACAGCCUGCAUUAGCUCCAUAAGACCCACACACAUUUCCCCUUACUUUUUAGGAGGGAAAAGGUGAGUUAUAGAGCAAAAAAUACGGUACUUUGUCCUUGGGAGUUGGGAGAUGGUGCAAGACUAUGGAGGGGUAUUCUGGACAGCUGCCCGGAGCAAAUGGCGUCUUUUUGUCUGGGAUCUGGCGUAUUAUGGCUCAUGUUGGCAGAAACCAAAAAUGGAAUUGCUGGAAGUGGACAAUAUUAGGGGAAAAUGUUUCACCAGAACUAUGAAGACCAGUGGUUGCACACUUAAAUGAAAACUAAGUGAAGGAUUGACAUCAGAAUGGUUUAUUGACUAAUUAAGACUAAUUAAGAAAUGCAAUGUAAUAUUAGAUUAUUAGCAUUCCGUGAAAUUCAGGGCAUGGGAAGUCACCUAAAGAUAUAUAAUUUGGCAAUAUAUUUGGCUUUUCUUUUCUUUUCUUUUUUGGUUGUAUUGUAUUUUGGAAUGUUAUAGUCUUGUUUUUAUUGUAUUAUUAAAUUGGAAAACUCAAUAAAAUAUUAUUUUUUAAAAAGAAAGAAUGUGGCUGUACACACCUUCCCCCAAUAUUGGCAUCCCUACCUGUUUGGUAUCCACACCAUGGAGUGGGAUAGCCUGAUGUCCUUUUGCAUUGCAUCCUGGUUAACGGCAAUCCCUUGACUUUGUUUCCAGAGUAUGAAGAAGUUGCCCAUUGACAGUUCAGAAUGGCAAAGUUAUUUUGAUGAGAGUGGCCAGUUACUCAAGUCAAAAGAGUUCAUUUCAGCCAAAAUCCUGGAGAGGGUGAGUGGUAGCUGGGAACCUCUGCUUGUAGUGUCUGUGUGUGUGUGUGUGUGUGUGUGUGUGUGUGCAUAGUGUUUUUUAUUUGCACUGUGAGCUUAGUUGUGUUUCAUUUCUCAUUUUAUUUGCACACCACUUGGAGAGCUUUUUUUUAUCAAGUAAGUGGACGUGGGUGGCGCUGUGGGUUAAACCACAGAGCCUAGGACUUGCCGAUCAGAAGGUCGGCAGUUCGAAUCCCCACGACGGGGUGAGCUCCCAUUGCUCGGUCCCUGCUCCUGCCAACCUAGCAGUUCGAAAGCAUGUCAAAGUGCAAGUAGAUAAAUAGGCACCGCUCCAGCGGGAAGGUAAACGGUGUUUCCGUGCGCUGCUCUGGUUCGCCAGAAGCGGCUUAGUCAUGCUGGCCACAUGACCCAGAAGCUGUACGCUGGCUCCCUCAGCCAAUAAAGCGAGAUGAGCACCGCAACCCCAGAGUCGGUCAUGACUGGACCUAAUGGUCAGGGGUCCCCCUUUACCUAAGUAGUUUAUAAAUCUUCUAAAUAAAUAAAGAUACAAGAUGGCAGUUUCGUAUGCGCAAUGUAAACAGACUGGAGGUGAUGAGGCAGUUUCCAUUUCCAUGCUUGUUGCUAUCAUUUGCCAUUGUUUUUACAUGCAAUUUUAGAUCUACCUUUUAAAUAUUCCCUUGCAAUGCUGAUGGUGUGCUCUUUCUCUUGGAAGCUGCUGUUUUUACUCUGGGUCAAUAUGGGGCAUCGGUUAGCAUGUUGAACUACAGCUGGGAAGGCCUGGGUUGAAAUUCCCACUCAGCAAUGAAGCUCUCACUGGGUGACAUUGGGCCCGUCACAUUCUCUCAGCCACCCACACAAGGCUGUUAGGAGGAUAAAGGGGGGAACCAUGUACACAGUGUUGAGUUUCCUGAAGGAAAGGUAGGAUAAAAAAAAGUCACACUCCCCAUUGCAUCCAGCCAAACAGCAUCAAAAGUUUUUAAUCAUGGAGAGAAAAGAAUAAAAUUAAUUUAAUUCAGGGGAGGGUUCUGGAAGAGACCUGAGAGGACAAACUCUAGAGUGGCCACUUAUGUAUCACUCAAGAUGGGUGGGGUAUAAAUUAAUUAAUUAAUUAUAUUCUAUUCUAUUAUUAUUAAUAAUAAUAAUAAUACAAAAACAAACAAUGAUACAUCCAAAUAGUGGUAUAAUACCAUGUGCAUAUCUAGCACAGGUUCAUUUUCUUACAAAUUUGAAAUAACUCCAAACAGACCUAAAAUCAAAGGUCUGUCUCUCCACCCAACCUCCAUUAGCCUGGAGCUGUUUUGUCUUCAGGAGAGACUUCAUUAGCACACCUUUGUCUUCGGUAGCUUUCAAAGAAAGAAACACUCUUCAAAAUGACAAUUUGCAACUGAAGAACCCUCUCACAUGAUCUAAAGUUAAGCACCACGUGAGAGGUAGCAGAGCAGAUACAUUAACAGUUUAUUAGUAACUGAUAAGGUUCCCAGAGAGCUCUUCUUAGAUUCAGUGGAAUUUUCCGUGUUAAACCUUCAGCAAUACACAUUCAAACACAGUUCCCAUUUCAAUGUCAGUUAAACAAUUACUCUUAACAUUUAAGACUGGGAAAAUAUGAAAUGCAGAGAACUGAAACUGUCAGAUUUCUCCAUCUCUACCUGUUGGACUGCUCAGUCAACCUCAAGACCUGUACUACUCUCUCUUCUUCAGGUUCUUGAUCUUUAAACCAGACUUGGACCAACCAACCAAGUUGUGCCCAGUAAAGCAGACUCCCAAAGCACACGCAAAUACCCCCAUAGCCUGCUACAGCCCUGCAUUUAUUUAUUUAUUUUUAUUUUGCAAACAUUCAGAAUAAUACUCAGAAGGAAGGUAAAAAAUAUAAUGACGCUGACAUGGGAGAGUGGAGUGGUUUCCUGGGAGUAUUGUUACAUGAUUCAUCGCUUCAGGUUUUUCCUAUAAGGAGGGGAAAUAAGCCUUUUAGAGGCAUCACUGGGGCAAGGACACGAUGGCCUUGUUUCUACAUCCCUGAAUGGCCGAGUGGGACUAAGCUGUCUAUGAGCAUCUAAUACAUGUGAAAGAUUUGUGACUUUCCUUCCACUAGCUCAUUUAGCACAUCUCCAGAGCCAAGGUGAGGUUGCCAUGGUAAUCGGAAGCCCCGGCAGCUUCGGAAAAGGAUUCUUCUCCAGGGAAGUUUCUUUUCGUGGUAAUGGAAGCAGUCUUGCCCAGCAGAUGUAGGUUUGGGGUCAGAAGGAUUUUCCGUUCACUGGCGUUCCAGCAGAACCUAGAGAGAACUGGAGAAAUCCACCUUGGGGGAUGAUAAUCAUCAGUGUUGCAGAGCUGCCAACCAAUUAAACUUGGAUUAAAAAGCUACAUUUUAAACCAACUAAAUAACAUAUGGGAGCGGCAACAAAAUGUUGUUGUGUGGAGUGCUCCUUUUUUAGGAUUCCUGCCAUUCCCUCCCAUUUCCCCCCUCCACAUUUUCUUCCCCAUCCCAACAGUCAGUCAACAUUCCUUGCCCACUGAGUAUGCUCAUUCCUCAUUAGACUUGGGUUUUGGGGGGAGGGCUUCCCCUCCCCUUAUGUUCCCCCUGGCACAGUAAUGUUUCUUUCUACUUCAAAAAAGCUUUUGAUUUCCUGAAGCCCGUAAAAAUUUCCGUCUUGUUCAUGGGUGAUACUGCUUUGCCUACAUAAACUAUGGCACUCAUAGUCUAAACCAUGGGUACGCAAACUAAGGCCCGGGGGCCGGAUCCAGCCCAAUCGCCUUCUAAAUCCAGCCCGCAGAUGGUCCGGGAAUCAGCGUGUUUUUACAUGAGUUGAAUGUAUCCUUUUAUUUAAAAUGCAUCUCUGUGUUAUUUGUGGAGCAUAGGAAUUCGUUCAUUUAUUUUUUUCAAAAUAUAGUCCGGCCCCCCACAAGGUCUGAGGGACGGUGGACCAGCCCCCUGCUGAAAAAGUUUGCUGACCCCUGGUCUAAACUUUGGAAAUAUGAGAAAUCAUCAUACAGACGCUCCACAAAUGUUUUAAGCAGCAUGAGUCUUGUCCACAGGCACACAGUGUAAACCAUGGAUGGUUCUUUCACAUGUGGUGGACUUGUAAAAGGGUAAAAGAGUAUUGGGAAAUAAUCCAUAAUGAAUUGAAAAAAUUGUUUAAAAGUACAUUUCCAAAAAAAAAGAAGAAGCAAAGAAUAACAGAGUCCUUUUUGUGGGGAUAAUCCAGACGGAAAUUCACAGGUGUCAAAAAUUAUUUAUGUAUGCUACUACUGUGGCCCAUGUUUUGUUAGCCCAAAAAUGGAAAACGAGUGAGGUCCCAACCAAAGAAGAGUGGCAAAUUAAGCUGACAGAAUAUGCAGAACUCACAAAUUUAACAAAGAAUAAGAGAACAAGAAGAACAUAUGUUUAGAGAAGAUUAGAAAAUGUUUAUUGAAUAGGUAAAGGUAAAGGUACCCCUGCCCAUACGGGCCAGUCUUGACAGACUCUAGGGUUGUGCGCUCAUCUCACUCUAUAGGCCGGGAGCCAGCGCUGUCCGCAGACACUUCUGGGUCACGUGGCCAGCGUGACAAGCUGCAUCUGGCGAGCCAGCGCAGCACACAGAACGCCGUUUACCUUCCCGCUGGUAAGGUUUAUUGAAUACAUGGGGGGAAAUUGUGUACACCUGAAAAUGUUGGCAGCAUUAAGAUAAAUUGAACAGUGUAACUAAGUUGUGAUGAAUGUAAUACAGUGGUACCUCGGGUUACAGAUGCUUCAGGUUACAGUUGCUUCAGGUUACAGACUCCGCUAACCCAGAAAUAGUACCUCGGGUUAAGAACUUUGCUUCAGGAUGAGAACAGAAAUCGCGCAGUGGCAGCGCGGCGGCAGUGGGAGGCCCCAUUAGCUAAAGUGGUGCUUCAGGUUAAGAACAGCUUCAGGUUAAGAAUGGACCUCCAGAACGAAUUAAGUUCUUAACCAGAGGUACCAUUGUAAUGGAAUACUGAAUGGUUUAGUUUUUGUAAAAUAUGCAGGGAUUUAAGAUAUGUAAAAUGAACCAUGGAAAGAGAAGAAGGGAAGCCAUUGAUAUUUUAAGGAUGUUUAAAUGGGUGUUUUAAAUUGUAAAACAGAAAAGAUAAUGAGAGAGAGAGAGAGAGAGAGAGAGAGAGAGAGAGAGAGAGAACCAUGGAUGGUUGUUGAACUCCUUCAGCUCCUGUCAUCUCUACCCAUGACCCCUGGUUGUGGCUCAUGGGGCUGAAUUCCAACAGCAUCUGGAGAACCAUAGGUGUGGUCGAAACCUUUGCAAUCCAACCCUCUACACAUUGCCUUGAAAUAAUUCACAUUAAGGACAGUGAGACGUGCUUCCAAGUAAGUGCCUUCUAGAUGUUGUUGGACUUCAGCUCCCAUAAAGCCCAGCCAGCAUAAGCCAAUGGCCAGGAAUGAUGGGAGAUCCAACAGUGUAAUCUCCAAGCAAUCCAUCUGCCAAUUAAUCCGAUGAAAAGCUUGAACAUUUUGCAUCUCCCUAUUACGUCUUUGGCAAAUUAGUUUCACCCACCAUGCAAGGGGUUUUUCAAGCAGUCUACAUGUUCUAAAGUUGUUUCUUCAGUCGGUGAGAAGUGCUUUCCCACCUUCAUUGGAGGGAAGGAGACAGCCACCAAAGCCCAGAUGAACCCAGGGAAACCUAGCACUUCUGAAGAGAGCUGUGAAAAUGUUCUCUCUCCCCCCUCAAGAGCUCCACAGUCUGUCAUAAAUGUUAGUCUUUGCCUUGAUAAAUUUAGCCAGUGCCAUGACCUUGGCAGAUCCCAUUUGUCUCUCGUGUAAUUUUAUCGAAAUUGCCAAGUUAUUCCACAUCUGCAUCCUUUUCCCUUCUCAUCUAAACCACAGCAUCUGUCCUUGGGACUUGGAGAGUGCUUAUUCUCAACCUCUGAACUUGUUGCUUUUCUACCUGGAAAAGCAGUUUGAUUGCCACUGAUUGCUUACUCAAGUUUAAUUAUUCUCUAGCGCUUUUAAUUUGGCUUUGGGUGAAAGUAUUCUAUUGGUUAGUUUCUGCUGGCAUCAAAACACAGCUAAGCUGUUGAGGGUAUGGAUGCAAGAAGGCAUCAUUUUCCAUUCCACCCUUUAUCCCUUUAUUCAGUACAUGCAGCACUGUUUCCAUUCCACUGCAGUUCACCUUUCACUGGAAAGGACGUUCUUUUUUCACCGUCUGCUAUAAUGCAAUUUACACGACAUAAUUUACAUUGUCAUUUUAUUAUUCCAACUCAUUCAUGCCAGUGCGAAGGAAACACAAUGCAAAGGGUGGGCAGGAUGUAAUCAUUUGCAGACUGAACGCAGCAACAGUGAAUACCCAAUGUAUUGGCUGGGUUGAUUUAUAUUCCAAACAAAGGACAAAUAAAUGAACAUUGACAAUUUCUGCUCCUGUUUCUGUUUUCGUUGGAAUUCUCUGACAUUUCAUCCCAGUGAAAUGGGGGAAUCCAGCUGUAGUCUCAGACUAUGAAGCUGUUCCUUCAGGGGGAAUGCAAGCCCUCCCAGGAUAGGUCAUCCACCUAAUUUUUGGACACAGGAACUACCUCAACCACAGCACCUCUGUCUUAUCGGGAUUCAACCUCUUACAUAGCCUUUCACUUCUUGCCCAGACUAUAGACAAGGGACCCCCAAACUCAGCCCUCCAGAUGUUUUGGGACUACAAUUCCCAUCAUCCCUGACCACUGGUCCUGUUAGCUAGGCAUGAUGGGAGUUGUAGUCCCAAAACAUCUGGAGGGCCGAGUUUGGGGAUGCCUGGUAUAGACCCUUGUGGUUGGUUGGGGGUGAGGGAGAUGGAUGAGUAAGCUACCUGACACACCUUUUUUGGCCUCACCCCCUCCUUUUGUUGUUGUUGCAGGGUUUGGAUCCCUCUGUGAGAUCAGAAGCAUGGAAGUUUCUCACAGGCUAUUACUCCUGGAGGAGUUCCUGUGACGAGAGACUGACAGUUGACAGCAUGAGGCGGUGUGUGGAUAAUGUCAAUAUACAGUUUAGUCACUAGAUGGCACUAGACUUAGUUGUGGCUGGGUGGAGGCAGGAGCUUCCUGUGGCUCUUGUCUCCUCCCUGGAAGGAGACAAUAAAGUUCUUGUAUAGAGUCCUGUCUUAGAUGACAGUAAGAACAUGAAACAGGUCUGUUCUUCCCCCCCCCCACUACACACACACAAAUGCACACAUACACACACACACGUAGCACAGAUUGGUCCAUUAGGGCAAAUGGAGCAAUGUCUCACUCUUCCCUCAGCCACGCCCACCAGCCUGUCUUCUUACCCACAGCCAAUCAGGGUGUGGCUCUGCCUGUCCUUGGAUCUGGCUCCACUUACCAUUGGUCUCCCUGCCUUCUGCCCCACCAGCCAAUGGGCACCAGCCACUGCUGCACAUAUGAGCUUGGGGCAGUCCUCAAAAGAACUUCACAUCAACUAAAAUCCAAAAUAUCCCAUGAACAUUAAAAUUGGAGAGCAUGUUGAGUUAGAAUCACAGAAUCGUACAAUUGUGGAGUUGGAAGGGGCCCUGCAAUACAAUUGCCUGCUAUGCAGCGAUCUCAACUAAAGCAUCCAGCUUGACUCCUUUCCUAAGGAGUGUUGCAUUCAGUUUGACAGACCUUUGUACAGGGGAGGAAUGUGUCUGUUUUUAAAAGUUUUAAGGCACUGGGGAAAAGAGAUGCACCUAUGGUGAUCGUCCAGCCUCCUAUUCUGCCCAUAGCUGUCAACCGUCCCUUAUUUGGCGGGAAAGUCCCUUAUCCCAGCACCGUGUCCCGCUGCUGUCCCUUAUUGAUGAUGUCCCUUAAAUUUCCCGGGUUUCAAAGGAAGCAGCUCCUCUCCCUCCCUCCCUGCCGGCCAGGGAGGAGGGAGGCUCCAACUGUGUUGCUUGUCUGCAUUGCUCACCCAAUAAGGAGUCUAAGAACGACUGGGGGGUGGAGCUUGCAUGCCUUGAGCCGAUCAAAUCGGCCACGUUGCCUGGGGACUCGCCUUUGCUCAGCACUUCCCAGCGGAGAGAUGACGGUGGUUUUCCUUGCUGCAUCCCCUUUGCCAGGUUGCUGUGCUGUGGGAACCACCGCUUGAGGCUUUGUUUGGCUACUGGGUGGGCUUUCUGCCUUUGGCUUGGAGGGGCUCAAAGUUGAACAUACCGGUGCUCCGAAAAUCCCUUAUUUUGGCUGCUGAUCCCUUAUUUUCGAGGCUGCUGGUCCCUUAUUUUCAAAUCUGUAAGUUGACAGCUAUGGUUCUGCCCCUGUUGCUGCCUUUGCCCACAGGAGGCCAAAGUGUCUUGGGAAAACAGAUGAAGGAACAAGCAAACCCAGUGGCAGCACUUAAUUCACUAAGGCAGUGGCAGAAGUCCCAGCUGCAGGUCUGGCUGAUAGUGGCAGCCUUUUUAAUAUCCCCACAAUGCCCCCACAACAUCACUUCAAUUUGGGCACCAUAAGAAAUUCAAACAGAGGAGGGGUCCACCAGAGGGCACUGGCUUAUAUUCUGUUCUGUGCAGUGACUAUUUCCACACUUCCUUGCAGGAAAAGUUACGAAUCUUUGUGCAACAUGUGUGAAAAGAUCCAACCUCUGCUGGAAACGGAGCACAGGGAUUUCAUGGAGGUGCGAAACAUCAUCAGUGAGUAGUCAGGAGGGCAGCGAUCAAAAUGAAGGGAGCUUUCACAAUAAAUGGGAUCUGGGUUUUUACCUAGGUGGCUGAAAUGCAAUCAAUGGGCAUUAGGAAACUUACUGAUCCUAGGUUAAACCAUUGCUCCAUCUAGGCUGGGCGUAAUGAGCAUGAUGCCCUCCAAUCCAGAUGUUGUUGAACUCCAAAUCCCAUCAGCCUCAGCCAAUAGUCAGGGAUGAUGGGAGUUGUGGUCAGCAAGAUAUGGCAGGCAUCCUUUGCCUACCCCAGAUCUAGCCCACUAGAAGGCAGCCCUGUUUGGGGAAGUUUUUAAUGUUUGAAUGUUUUAUCGUGUUUUUCAUAUUCUGUUGGGAGCUGUCCAGAGUCGCUGGGGAAACCCAGCCAGAUGGGCAGGGUAUAAAUAAUAAAUCGAUGAUGGAGAUGAUGGUAAUGAUAAUGGUGAUGGUGAUGGUGAUGUUAUUUGACUGGCAGCAACUCUUUGGCAGAGGUCUUUCUCAUGACCUGCUAUCUGAACCUUUCUAACUGGAGCUGCUGGAGACUGACCCCUAGACAAAGUACAGAUUUUACCACUGAACUAUGGCCCUUCCCCAGCCACAUCUCUUGUAGGUCUAGCAUAAACAUGCUUUUAUUUACCCUUGUCUUUGUUUUGAAAGCUUUCUAAGAAAGGUCUGCUAAAUUGGAAAGUAUCUCUGGCCACCUCCAACCACCUAAUCCUGGGGCAGCUGCCAUGGGGCCAUCUCGACGUUUUGCAGGGCAACUCACAUCCCUAACAAUUGGCCAUGCUGGCUGGGACUGACGGGUUUGGAGUCUAACAUCUGGAGGGCCACAGGCUCACCACCACCACCAUGAUUGGUUGUCUCUGGCUUGAAAAGAGACCUCAUUUCUACAGGAUUACAGCCCUAUUAGUAGUGAAGAAUUGUGUUACUGAAUCACCAUUACCUCUGAGUGGUCUGAUAAUUCUUUUCACCAUCAGCACACCACUGCGAAACUAUGGAGAGAAGAGAAUCCUUUGUGCGUUCAUGGUGAAGUCAUCUUCAUUGCAGAUUCAGUGGUUUCCAUCACCACAGGAACACACUUUGUCUUAGUUUUCAUGGCUUAGUACGAAUGUGUGGUCUCCCAGAGUUAUGACUAAGUUGCUGUUUCUUGAGUCCUCCCAUUGCCUUUUUGUGAGCUAACCCACAGUUUGGCUUAGCACAUUGUCCAAACGGCCAUGGCUUAGCCAUUGUGUGGCUCAGCCUCUCCUCUGGACUGGGUUAUUGAAAUGAAUUUUUGAAAUAAAAAUCUGUUUAGAUAAAAACGAUUUUUAAAAAUUGUGAAUAAGUUUGAGAAUACAAGAUGUAAGGUCACAGGAAUCUCAAAAAGCACUUGAUAAGCAUAAAAAAUGAUUUACAAAGAACAGUUUAAGACUACAUAUGACAUGAACAUACACACACACACACACAUGAAUGAUGGUUACUGUUGCGUGACAAUUUCAAUUUUUUCAAACACUUCAAAUAUUACAUAAGAUUUGCUGGGUUGCAUCCAAGUUCAUACUUCAUCAGAAAGAAAAUGGGUAAUUUCUUGCAGUUGUCAGCUGUAGAUCCCCCUAAAGCAGAUUGUUUGAUUUUUCCAAAUUGUAUCUUGUUCAUCCAGUAUGGUUCUUCUAAAACAGGUAUCUUCAACCUUUUCAGACCCAGGACCCCUUUCUGAAACGUUUACCCUAUACAGUGGUACCUUGGGUUAAGAAUGUAAUUCGUUCUGGAGGUUCGUUCUUAACCUGAAACUGCUCUUAACCUGAGGUACCACUUUAUCUAAUGGGGCUUCCCGCUGCCGCUGUGCUGCCGGAGCACGAUUUCUGUUCUCAUCCUGAAGCAAAGUUAACCCGAGGUACUAUUUCUGGGUUAGCGGAGUCUGUAACCUGAAGCGUCUGUAACCUGAAGCAUCUGUAACCCAAGGUACCACUGUAUUUGCCUGGUGGUUGAGCUCCUGCUGUGACCCACCUUUGAUCAGACAUGACCGACUAGUUGAAGACCAGUCUUCCACAAUAUCUUAAAUCAUUGGAGCUCUGCUACAAAUACUUUAAUAGCAUUGCCAAAUUUGCAAAGGAGCGAUUGUGUCUUGCAGAAGGUUCCAGGUUCAAUCUCAGUGGGGCUGAGAGAGACCCCUGCUUAAAGAGAGAGAGAGUUGCUGCCAGUUGCUGUAGUCAGUACUGAGCUAGAUGGAGCAAUGAUCUGACUCAGUAUAACACAGCUUUCUGUGUUCCUAUGGUGUUCAAAACAUGUGGCUACUGCUCCCAUGAUAUUUCACACAUGAGUAUCAGCAGUGUGGCUUUGUCUCUUUUCUCCCUCACUCUUGGGCUACUUCUCCUUCAUUGUUUUGUGUGCAUAAGGCUGUUUCGAUUGCCCAUACCUGAAAUAGAGCACCCUGAGCUUGUUAAGGGGCAGGAAAGGGUUAACAAAAUGUAAUUAUACAAAUGUAAUGCACACAUAAAGGACGCAGGUGGUGCUGUGGUCUAAACCACUGAGCCUAGGACUUGCUGAUCAGAAGGUUGGCGGUUUGAAUCCCCGUAACAGGGUGAGCUCCCUUUCUCAGUCCCUGCUCCUGCCAACCUAGCAGUUCGAAAGCAUGUCAAAGUGCAAGUAGGUAAAUAGGUACCGCUACAGUGGGAAGGUAAACGGCGUUUCCGUGUGCUGCUCUGGUUCGCCAGAAGCGGCUUAGUCAUGCUGGCCACACGACCCAGAAGCUGUACGCCGGCUCCCUUGGCCAAUAAAGUGAGAUGAGUGCCGCAACCCCAGAGUCGCCUUUGACUAGACUGAAGCAUCCAGGAGUCCUUUACCUUUUUAAUGCACACAUAUGUGAGAUGAGAGAGAGGCUCCACCUACACUGUGCAUUUAAAGCAGUAUUGUACUACUUUAAACAAGCAUGGCUCCCCCCCGCCCCAAAAAACCCUGGGAACUGCAGUUCAUUCAGGGUGCUGAGAGUGGUUAGGAGACUCCCUAUAGUCUUCUCACAAAACCACAGUUCUCAGAGUGGUUUGACAGUCAGUCCCUCUUCCCAGGGAAUUGUAGCUCUGUAAGGGAAAUAGAGGUCUUCUAGCAACUCUCAGCUCCCAGGAUUCGUUGGGGUAAGCCAUGACUGUUUAAAUUGGUAUGCUACUGCUUUAAAUGCAUAGUGCAGAUGGGGUCAGAGUUAGAAAAUGAUGUUCCCAAAGUCCAAGGCCACAAAAGCACCAAAGAGUAUAUUUUCUCACAAAUGACAGGAAGGCAGCACGUAAGUGAUUAUUAUGAUUAUAUUCAGAUUCCCAUGCAAGCGUCUCCCAGUUGUAUAACAAAAAGAAUAUUAAACGAUACCGCAGAAUUAAUGUUACAAAUCAAUGUAAUGGUCAUAAAUCUGGCCAAGGGAGCCUAGAGAAAGAUUUACAGCUUAGGUGGGACCCAGGCGGGACCUUCAGAAGUAAUAGAUAUUCCAUCUCGGCAGAGGAUUCCUUAAGCAGGUCACAUACCCAGGGAAAUGUUCCCCUUUAUUACUGCCCUUCGUUCUCCCAGGAAUUGGUCUAAAAUGAAAUCAUUUCCCACUUUUAUAGAAAAAGAUAACGUGUUAGAUAGCAGUUCCUCAACGAUGCGCACUUCAAGGGCACUUGGGGUUUCAAGACAUCUCACCUUCACCAUUAGAGUUUUGAAAUUUCCUGUCUUGUUUUAAAUCGCCUCACUGCCUUUUAUUUUAGAUCCCCCCUUUUUUACAAUCAGUUUCUUCACUUGACUAUGAACUCUUUAACCUCUAGAUGUGUGGAUGAAUUAGCAUACAUAAAUGAGCGGUUUUCACUUCUCUUGCUCUUCUGAGAAAAACAGCAACUCUAUUGGUUGCUAAUAUAAAAGGUAAAGGGACCCCUGACCAUUAGGUCCAGUCGUGGCCGACUCUGGGGUUGCAGCGCUCAUCUCGCUUUAUUAGCCGAGGGAGCCAGCGUUUGUCCGCAGACAGCUUCCGGGUCAUGUGGCCAGCAUGACUAAGCCGCUUCUGGAGAACCAGAGCAGCACACAGAAACGCUGUUUACCUUCCCGCUGAAGCGGUACCUAUUUAUCUACUUGCACUUUGAUGUGUUUUUGAACUGCUAGGUGGGCAGGAGCAGGGACCGAGCAACGGGAGCUCACCCCGUCACGGGCAUUCGAACUGCCGACCUUCUGAUCGGCAAGUCCUAGGCUCUGUGGUUUAACCCACAGCGCCACCUGCAUCCCAUACAUAACAUAGGUAAUGGGUAAAGGCAUUGGCGUAGCGUGGGUUGUCAGCACCCGGGGCAAGGCAAGUAAUUUGCGCCUCCUAACCCGUGCAUUUUAGCAGGGGCAGAGAGCUGCGAGUGCGAGCGCGCGCCCCCCAGAUGUUGCGCCCGGUGCGGCCGGCCCCCCCUGCACCCCCCACGCUACGCCACUGGGUAAAGGGACCCCUGACCAUUAGGUCCAGUCAUGACCAACUCUGGGGUUGCGGCGCUUAUCUUGCUUUAUUGGCCGAGGGAGCCAGCGUACAGCUUCCGGGUCAUGUGGCCAGCAUGACUAAGCCGCUUCUGGCGAACCAGUGCAGCACACAGAAAUGCCGUUUACCUUCCCGCCGUAGCGGUACCUAUUUAUCUACUUGCACUUUGACAUGCUUUCGAACUGCUAGGUUGGCAGGAGCAGGGACCGAACAACAGGAGCUCACCCCGUCACGGGGAUUCGAACUGCCGACCUUCUGAUCGGCAAGUCCUAGGCUCUGUGGUUUAACCCACAGCGCCACCCGCGUCCCUUAGUGGUUGCUGACAUAGCCAUGCGCUAAUGUGUUUUUUUUAGCAAACUGACUAACUGGGAAUCAUGGUGAGGAGGGAGUAGAGAGUUGCAACCCAGCUGGAAUGGAUCUGGAAUGAAUCUGCAGUUUUUGCCUGUGUCUGUCUCUGGAAGUGGUGGUAGUGUAAGGGAGAAGGACUUCUGAUUGCAGUAGCUGCAGAUCCAUUCCAGCCUUUACCUUUACCUUUACAUCUAUCUCUGUUUCAUGGCUCUGUCUCUAUCAGAGCUCUACUCAACACCUUUCAUGGAGAGCAGUCUGUUGGGACAAGCAGUGCCAGAUUUACAUAUAAGCUAAACAAGCUAUAGCUUACGGCCCCACUCUCUUGGGAGCGCCAAAAAAUUUAAAGGAAAAAAAACCUGGAUGUACAUUUCCAAAAUAUAAGAUAAAAAACAAAUAAAAUAAAACCUACAUACAGCAACAGUGUUUUUUGUUGUGUAGGCACCUGUGAUGUAAGUAAUGCAGUUUAGGGAAUACAAAUUUCACACUUCUGAAGAAGAAAUAGAAAAGGCCAUGUUUCUUAGAAACUGUGCACACUGGCUGAAGAGUGUGCAUAUUGCCCAGAGAAUGCACAAAAUGCAGUUGAGAUGUGUCAUUCCCCAAAGCCUGUUGGAGGUCAUGCAUAAUGGCCAGACGAGGAACAAAAUUCAGUCAAUAUAUGCAUAUUACCCCAAGACCUGGUUGGGGAUUGUGCAUAAUGACUGGAGAAUGUACUAAAAUCUAGUCAAUAUAUGGGCAUUUGGAGUUGGAGGUGUAUGGAACCUACCAAGACCCACACCUCACUUGGGUCCAUUGUCAAUCUGGGAGCCUCCUGAGCAAUUGCAACAGCAGGGAGGGCACUCAAAAGAGGGGGGCACUGAGAGAAGCUUGCCCUACCCCACAAACGAAAAACAAAAUACCCUGGGGCCAUUGCCAAAAAGCACAGUAGGUGACAUUCAUGAAAAGAUCCAAAGAUUAUAAGGAGACUGUUGGAAUGAAUUAGAAGGAGAAAGAGGAGAUACUAAUGUGCAAAUGAGAUGUUUUAAUGCAUGCUGUGAGACCAAUCAGCAAGUGAAUGUACUGCCUGGCUCACUGGCAUCUACUACAGCAUAAAUUAUAAUGGUUGAGAUUGAAUCCAGGUCUUUGCUUGCAGCAAGCUGGCAAUAUCACUCAGAGGGGUUGCAGCACCUUUCUCUCCUUGUACUCUGGCUUGGUUUGUGGCAAUAGCUCCAUGUGGCCAUUUCUUUUUCCACAGAAUCUGAUGUUCAGAGGCUUUACAUCAAAGAUGCACAGGGCAACACACUUGUAGACAAAAGCCAGCUGGAAAAGAUCCUUCUGCUGAACUAUGUGUGCAAUGUGAAAGCUGGUAAGUAGAUAAACAGAAAAUCCCAUCGUAUCUGGCCUUUGUAGAGGUUAAUUCUAAUGCCAUUGCCAACCUACACUAUUUUAGUUUUUUCUGGUUUUCCUCCCAUUUUUCCCAGACCAGAUUUCUGGCAUAUACAGUUGUUGUUUAAAUACAAUUACAUUUCCUACUUGUCUCAUGGUAGACAGGCAAAGUGCUGCUGAAUUUUUAUUUAUUUUUUACCCUUAGUUUAAAACUUCCUGGUUGACCUGAGCUAAGUCUGGCAUGACAGCUUACUCUAUGGUCUUAACCCCUUCAUGCAUUAAUUAGGCUUAAGCAUGUUGCUUAUAUGAGACUGUUUAUCCCACACUUGUGGCAUGGGAGUGAUGUGGGCUCUCCUGGGAGGAAGUCUUCAGAAUCAGAGGAGGCUGGUACAGCAGUGUCCUCUGGCCUGGAAGGACGAUAAGAGGCACCACAUCAGUGGUGCUUGAGUGUGGGUUGUAACUGGGGACAAGUUAUAACAAUGAAUUAUCUGGUUAGAAAAAUGGGGAACUAGAAUAAUUAUAGAACAAGAGUGAUGGGCAGAACGUUUCAUCUGUAUCUCCCCAUCCCACACUCUUUCUGCUCUCUGGCAGAAUAUCAGCAAGGCUUCCAUGAGAUGCUCUUGCUUUUCCGUCUACUUGUGGAGAAGGAGCAUGAGAUCUACUGGCUCUUCCAGUUCUUCCUCCAAAAAACAGUAAGUUGGUUGGUUGGUUGGUUGGUUGGUUGGUUGGUUGGUUGGUUGAUUUGCACCUUGCCUUUGCAAGAAGAAGUGUCCAAAGCAGGUUGCAAUAUUUUUAACUAUUCAAGAAAUUUGCAAAAAUCAGAAUGGAGCCAAUAAAAGAGCUGAGCAGCAGAAGAAAUCAAAAUACAGCAGGGAGACUAAAGACUCAAACAGAAUGCUAAAUGCUUGCUGAAAAGCGCUUGGUGGCAGAGUUCCGCAGUCUGUAUGCUGUUGUGCAGAAGACCUUUCUCCUUGUUUCUCACCAACUGUACAACAGCUGGUAAGAACACAAGAAGAGUGCUGCUGGAUCUAGUCCACGAUUCUGUUGUAACCUUCUGGAAAGCCCACAAGCAGGGCCCAGGUGCAACAGGGCUUUCUUCACUUGUGAUCUCCAGCAACUGAUAGUCAGAGAUAUGGUUUCUAUCAGGUACUGUUAGCCAUUAUGGGUCCACACAGUCUCCAGAGUCAAAACACUUUAGAGCUGGUAGGGACUUUGGAAUUUGUACUCAACCCUCUGCUCAGUGCAUGGUCUGCAGUGCAGGAUUCUACAGAAUCCCCGAGAGAUGACUAUCCAGCCUCUGUUUAAAUGCUUGCACCAAUGGGGAGCCCCCAUCCCCACUUAAUGCAAUCCAUUCCCCUGGUAGAAAGCUCUUACUAUUAGGAAGAUUUGCUGAAAACGACUUCCUAGCCAGUCCCACUCCUUAGUUCUAGUUCUGGAACAGCUGAUAAUAAGUCAAUUCCAUCUUCUACUGCAUGCUGAAAUAUGAGAGGCCCCAUCAGUAUUGGCAUUCCACCGGCUUUUGAAUACACAUGUUUACACAAGCAUUCUCCUGACCUCCUGGCUGGAAUUCCUGGCUUUAAUUGUGGUUUUUGCUGUUACACUGCUUUAAUAGGCUUCUUUACUAUGUAUUUUAAUUGGCUUCUUUGUUAUGUAUUUUAAUUAUAGAUGUUUUAAUGUGGUUGUUUUACUAUUUAUUUUAAUUACAGGUAGCUGUAUUUUUAUAAUUGGUUUGAUACUCAUUAUUUGGCUGUGUGCUUUUAUUGCUUGUGAACUGCCUCCAUAUAUCAGUUCUAAUAACAACAACUGCCACCCUUCAGAUAUCUGAAGACAGUAUGCCACUGAAUACCAGUAUGUUGAUGAGUAACAGGGGAGCAGGGGGGCAGUGGUGCUUAUACCCUGCUUGUGGACUUCCACAAGCCCAGCCACUGUGUGAAACAGCAAGCUGGAUCCUAUCAAUAGAUAUGUAUUCUGAUACAACAAGGUUCAUGUGCUUUAACUCAUUUAUAUAUUUAUUAAGCCAUCCUGUGGGUCCUGAUGGAUGGAAAGCUUGGGGUGGAAGUCUUUUUAAAGAGUGCAUUUGCUUGAUGUAGGAAGGUCUCUGAACUCCAAAUAAAUGCUGGGGAUUUUCUUUAUAAAACAAAAUAGAAGACACGGGGCAGUGCACAGCUCCAGUUACAAUCUCUUGGAUCAAUGAGGCAAAGGACUUUCUGUUGAAGCAGAGGUGCAGGAGUGCCUGUUCUACAUUCUGUGCUGGGGAACAGAAGCUAGCACAUCCAGCAUUUUGCUAGAUAUCCUCAAUAGGGACUCUUCCCAUACAGGUCUGGGCAGAGUACAAAUGUGUCCCUGGAACAACUAUAUAUUUCGGUUUCCUGGGUGUCUUGGGGAGGACUUAUUCCCAUCAUGUGGACUGACCUAUGCAAGAUCAGGACGCAGCCAGCCUGCGCCAUCUGGCCUCAUCAUUCUCCUUUGAAUAUUUUCACAGCCCAGGAUUCUUGUUUUCCAGGAGAAUAGCUGCAUUAUGAACGUUGGGGUGGAGAAAAACCUGAUCAUGCUUAGAGCCUUGAUUGCAUUUAUGGAUCCAACCUUUGCAAAGCAUUUGGGUAAGUUCUGCCACCUGCCCAGUUUCUUCAGAUAUCACGCCACAUCAACAUGCCAGCAACAGUUUUGGGAUUGCCAACCACUCUAGCAGGCCACAAUAUAUGGGUAGUGAAAAGUAUUGUUGGCUUUAAGGAUCAGAAGUUAUACAGGCCAAGAUAUGUGUGCAAAGAGUCCCUAUUACUGAUAUUUAGUUACAGAGACAGAUUCUUUUCCUGCUUUUCUUUUAUUUGUUAUUUUCAAUUUUAUACAUUUCAAUAAUUUUACAAUCAUUUUAACAUUUCAAAACUCAACUUCCUUGACCCUCUUUCUGUGGUUCCUUAAAUUUUCUUAUAUAUUUUCUGCAUAUUCCAAAUUAAUUUAAUUUACUCAUUUGUUCAUCUACUUUAAAUAUAUAAAACUGCAGGUUAUUACAACAAUCCUGCCAACGUUCUUAUCUGUUUACAGUUUAUUUGUAGAUACAGUGGUACCUCAAGUUACAAACGCCUCAGGUUACAAACUCUUCAGGUUACAAACUCCGCUAACCUGGAAGAGUUACCUUGAGUUGAGAACUUUGCCCCAGAAUGAGAACAGAAAUCAUGUGCCGGCGGCGCAGCAGCAGCAAGAGGCCCCAUUAGCGAAAGAACGCCUCUAGUUAAGAACAGUUUCAGGUUAAGAACAGACCUCCGGAACGAAUUAAGUUCGUAACUAGAGGUACCACUGUAUUCCACAAACCAUUUCCAUUCUUUUUUAACAAGUUUGUUAUCUUAAUUUCUUAUUUUUCUGGUAAGGUUCACCAUUAAUAAUAAUAAUAAUAAUAAUAAUAAUAAUAAUAAUAAUAAUUUAUUAUUUGUACCCUGCCCAUCUGGCUGGGUUUCCCCAGCCACUCUGGGCGGCUUCCAACAAAGAUGAAAAAUACACUAAAAUGUCACAUAUUAAAAACUUCCCUGAACAGGGCUGCCUUCAGAUGUCUUCUGAAUGUCAGGUAGUUGUUUAUCGCUUUGACAUCUGAUGGGAGGGCGUUCCACAGGGCGGGUGCCACUACCGAGAAGGCCCUCUGCCUGGUUCCCUGUAACUUAGCCUCUCGCAGUGAGGGAACCGCCAGAAGGCCCUCGGAGCUGGACCUCAGCGUCCGGGCAGAACGAUGAGGGUGGAGACGCUCCUUCAGAUAUACUGGACCGAGGCCGUUUAGGGCUUUAAAGGUCAGCACCAACACUUUGAAUUGUGCUCGGAAACGUACUGGGAGCCAAUGUAGGUCUUUCAAGACCGGUGUUAUAUGGUCUCGGCAGCCGCUCCCAGUCACCAGUCUAGCUGCCGCAUUCUGGAUUAGUUGUAGUUUCCGGGUCACCUUCAAAGGUAGCCCCACGUAGAGCGCAUUGCAGUAGUCCAAGCGGGAGAUAACCAGAGCAUGCACCACUCUGGCAAGACAGUCUGCAGGCAGAUAGGGUCUCAGCCUACGUACCAGAUGGAGCUGGUAAACAGCUGCCCUGGAUACAGAUUUGACCUGUGCCUCCAUGGACAGCUGUGAGUCCAAAAUGACUCCCAGGCUGUGCACCUGGUCCUUCAGGGGCACAGUUACCCCAUUCAGGACCAGGGAAUCCUCCACACCUGCCCGCCUCCUGCCCCCCAAAAACAGUACUUCUGUCUUGUCAGGAUUCAACCUCAAUCUAUUAGCCGCCAUCCAUCCUCCAACCGCCUCCAGACACUCACACAGGACCUUCACCUCCUUCACUGGUUCUGAUUUAAAAGAGAGGUAGAGCUGGGUAUCAUCCGCAUACUGAUGAACACCCAGCCCAAACCUCCUGAUGAUCUCUCCCAGUGGCUGCAUGUAAAUGUUGAAAAGCAUGGGGGAGAGGACAGAACCCUGAGGCACCCCACAAGUGAGAGCCCAGGGGUCUGAACACUCAUCCCCCACACCACUUUCUGAACAUGGCCCAGGAGGAAGGAGCGGAACCACUGUAUGACAGUGCCCCCAGCUCCCAGCCCCUCAAGACGGUCCAGAAGGAUGUUAUGGUCGAUGGUAUCAAACGCCGCUGAGAGAUCCAGCAGAACUAGAAAACAGCUCUCACCUUUGUCCCUAGCCCGCCGGAGAUCAUCAACCAGUGCGACCAAGGCAGUUUCAGUCCCAUGAUGAGGCCUGAAUCCCGACUGGAAGGGAUCCAAAUGGUCCGCUUCUUCCAGGCGUGCCUGGAGUUGUUCAGCAACCACUCGCUCAAUCACCUUGCCCAAGAAUGGAAGAUUUGAGACUGGGCGAUAAUUGGCCAUCGUGGCCGCAUCUAAAGAUGGUUUUUUAAGAAGCAGUUUAAUAACCGCCUCUUUCAGCGGGUCUGGGAAGGCUCCCUCACGGAGGGAAGCAUUCACCACCCCACGAAGCCUAUCGCCCAGUCCUUCCCAGCUAGCUUUUAUAAGCCAGGAUGGGCAAGGAUCCAGGAGACAGGUGGUUGGCUUCACUCGUCCAAGCAGCCUGUCCACAUCCUCGGAGGUAACAGAUUGGAAUUGAUCCCCCGCAACUUGACUAGACAGGACUCUAGCACUCUCCGGCCCUGCUCCCAUGGUGGAAUCUACUUCUUCCCGAAUCUGAGCGAUUUUAUCUGCAAAAAACUUUGCAAAAUCAUUGCAGGAGAUCAUGUGGCCCGUACUGGGCCCCGAUGUCGCAGGUGGUUCCGCUAAAUUGUGAACCACCUGAAAAAGUCUCCUGCUGCUGUUUUCUGCAGAUGCAAUAGAGGCGGCAAAGAAAGUCUUCUUCGCCGUCGCUAUCGCCACUUGGUAGGCUCAACGUUGAGCUCUAACCUGUGUCCGGUCAGAUUUGGAAUGAGUUAUCCACCACCGGCGCUCUAGCUGUCUCAACGGUUGUUUCAAUGCCCUCAGAUCCGUGGAAAACCACGGGGCUGUCCGGGCUCCAUGCAAUCGGAGAGGGCACUUCGGAGCCAAACAGUCAAUAGCCCUGGUUAACUCCACAUUCCAGCGGGCCACCAGGGAAUCGGCUGAAAGGCCAUCAACAUGGGAUAAAGCAUCCCCUACGACUCUCUGGAAACCAUUUGGAUCCAUUAAGUGGCGGGGGCGGACCAUCUGAAUUGGUCCCACCUCCCUGCAGAGGGGAUGGGUCGCAGAGAAGUCCAUAAUUCCAUAAAUUUUUGUAUCCAUUCUUCUUUCACUGGGACUUUUUCUUCUUUCCAUUUUUGGGCAAGUAACUUUCUUGCAGCUGUAGUUGCAAACACGAAUAAAUUUCUAUACAAUUUGGGUAGUUCUGUCCCUAUAAUUCCCCAAAGGAAAGCUACAGACAGAUGUGUUCACAGUAAGAGCAAUUGGAUCAUGGAAUAAUUUGCCUGAAAGGUUGAAGGUCUUCAAGCCAAGGCUGAGCAGCCAUCUCUUGAGAAUACUGUAGCUGUGGAUUUCCUGCACAGAGCAGGAAGCUUAAGCAGAUGACCUACAUGAUUCUAUGUUUCUACCUUCUGUCCUCAACACAGAAGACAGCAGGACAGGAAGUCUUGUACCUCACUGUUCCAAGAUGCCAUCAGCAUCAUUGAUUCACAAAGCAACAAUAGGAAGGCAUUCCCAGGGGUGGUGGGCUCUCCUUUGCUGUCAGUACUUAAGCAGAUGCUGGCUGACAGGGCAUCCUAUCAGGGAUAUUGUUGUCGCAUCCUGCACUGCACUGCAGAUCCUACAUGGAUCAGGAAGUUGAACUAGAUGAGCUCAAAGGUACCUAUUUGUUCUGUUAGGUCAAUCAGCCCAGUCCCUCUGGGUUGAGAUUCAUGGGUACUAAAUUUCCAUUUCCUUAACAUUUCUAGAAGAGAAAGGUCGAGUGGUACAGUCCUUGUUCCCUUGGUUCUGCCUGUUUUUCCAGCGAGUUUUCAAGUCUUUUGACGAUGUCUGGAGACUUUGGGAGGUGAGUGGUUUUUGCUAUUUACAUGGCUGGAAGUUUAUGUUCCUGAAGAGAUGCUGGAUAGAAAACACCCCUCAGUACCUGUUUGGGUGACUAAAUGGACAAAUCGUCUCGGCUGGUAUAAGGCAGCUUCAUCUGUGCAUCUUAAUGCAUUGGCAUAUUUUGCUUGCUACCAUGCUGGCUAACUGGAUUUAGAUUGCUUCCACAUGUCAUUCCUAAGAGCAACAGUGAUAGAGAGGCAGUUCCUAAAGCAAAUGCAUAAUUAAAUGAGAAUAUAUAUCUAGAGAGAGAGGGAGGGAAAGGGAGAUUCUCAGCGCAGUCCUGGAAACCUGCAUUCAGAUUCCAGUGAGCAAAAUCUUCUCCGUGCAGCGGAUGCCACAGUGGAUUUUAAAUGCAAAAUCUGUUUCACUACGGCUGGCAGUUCUCUCCGUUUUGUUGACUCUCUGGGCAAAAAUUAGGGGGCUUGGCAGCCUUGCCAGACGAGAAGCAGCCUCUCCAUGGUACUGCGCCAGUUGCCUCCCUGAUGCUGGCCAGUGAUUCCUGCCAGCUACACAGCUGGUGCGCAUUAGUGGUUGCGCCACAGCUCCUCUUAAAGCCUUUUUCUUUUCUUUUUUCUUUUUUUGCCUUUUUAAGUCGAAUCCCAAAUGGAGGCCAGGACUGCUGCUGUAGCAGGAUGUUCUGACCCCGCCGAACAGCAGCCAUUUGUUUAGCAGCCUCAGCCACCCCUCCUGUACCCCGGCGCCUUUUAUUAUUUCAAUUAAUAUGUGCAGAGAAUUUUUCCCUUGUGUUUGUCCUUCCUGCUGAGUCGGCUCCUGCACACCAGCCGUUUGCCGGUAAUUAUGUGGAAGGGAGGUGAAAGGGCAAAGCUCCAUCUGGAUUGGGAAAGGAAAGUUCUUCGCUAUCUCCAAAGAAGCUCAAUUAAUCCAGGCCAUUAGGAUUUGUGUUGGUGUUAUUGUUGUAGCAGGUCGGCCUACUAGCCAGUUCCUCUAGGGGUCUUUGGGCUUCAAGCAGUUUAUUGCAAAUGCUGCCUAUCCUUCCUAGGCUUGUCAGACCUCAGAGUAUGACCUGAUCUUUUAAUGUUUCAGGGUUCUUCUAUGGGUCUCUAGUGGAAGGAGUAAAAUUUCAGGGUGAAGGGUCAGAAUCAAAGGGACAAGCUCAUUUCCUUAUGGCUUAAAGGGUUUCUUUUUUUUCUUUUGUAACCCCCUCUUCUCAUACAUCUGUCAGUCUCUAUCACCAAGAAACCAAGCAAAGGAAGGACUGUGGACCAGUGGUGGGGCAUCUGCUUUGUCAGUGUUUGAAAAGGAAAAGGUUCUGACCUCCUCUGUGAAAUAUACUCGGAGUCAAGAGUGGAUUUCAUGCUCUUUAUUCAGCUCAUAGUGGUGAGGAGGAAUGGAAGUUCCCCCCGAAUGUCUGCUUUAUAUACAUUAUUUACACAAUGGGCCCCACGUGAUUGGCUAAUUCCGGGAUUCACCUGUAGGCCAAUCAGGUUGCGGAUUCACUUCCACCUGGAGCUGGAUUAGGUGGCUCCUGUGGACCAAUCAGACUGCUGCAUUCUGGACCCUAUUGUUCUAGGACCAAUCAGACUGCUGCAUUCUAAAUCCUAUUGUUCUAGGACCAAUCAGACUGCUGCCUUUUGGAUCGUAUUCAACUCAGUACAUAACACUUUGCCUCCUUUGCCUGGUCCUUGAGAAAGAGUACUUUGCAGAAUGCUGCUUUUAUUCUUAAAAGUUGUCUUCUACAACCACGACCGACAGCUUUAUACAUAUCAAACGCAACCAGCUUUCGACCAUCCGACCAACCCACCGCACACACCAUCAAUGACCACUCUAUAUAUACAGGCAUAUGCAGGUGAAAGGUUGUAUGCAUCAUGCAGGCUUUGCCAAUUCAUUGUAGGCCGCUGACUCAUGCUCCUUUUGUAUUAAAGAAACAGCGGCUAAUUUUUAGCCGUCACAUGCUUUGCAUGUAGAAGGUCUCUCUGCCAAUCAGUGCAGACAAAUACUGAGCUUCCUACAUGCCUUAAGUCAGGCUUGUUCCAGCUAUGUGCAAUCCUUUGCCCAUGUCAUAGUCAGGGCCGUCUUUACCCAGGGGGUGCAAGGGGUGCAAGGCACCCAGGCGCCGAAUUCUGGGGGGGCGCCGGGCGCCCGCCGCUGAAGUCACCUAAACUCUUAACUGUCUACCUGUUAUGAAAUAAUAAAUAAUUUUGAUAAAGGUAGAAAAACAAAAUACAUAUAUACCUAGGUAUUACCGAAAUGUAUACCUAUUGUUUCACUAAAGGACUUUCGACUUUGUGCGCUCAUUUACCAAAGACGUGUCACGCUUGUCAUUCACAACGGUGGUGCUUGUCAGACUCAAUGAUGGCACUUGUCAUUCACAACAAAAGAUAAGGCAUAAGCGUGGUGUCUGACAUAAGCAUACUGGGGGUGCUGGGAGGAUCUUUGCACCCCAGCGGUGCAUAUGCUAAAGACAGGGCUGGUCAUAGUUGGGUUACAGGCAGAAGUCUUGGAUGAGCCCGGAACCUUGAAUUAAUAACCAUCGAACCAGCCAGUAAUCAGAGUUGAAGGACUCACUGAAAAGCAGAGCUGAGGAGCAAGCCAGAACCAAACAACCACCAAAGAAACAUGGACACGCUAGAGCACAAGAAGACAUUCCUGCUCAAAUAAAGCUCAUCUGGAACAGGAGUCCUUUUAUAAUGUCUCCUGCCCAAAAUGAUCCAAUGACCAGCCUGAAUGGGCAGAGUCAAUCCAGGGCAUGAAGAAUCCACUGAGAAGCUACCACCUCCAGUCCAGUAGUUCACCACACCAAUCCAGAUGUUCCUGAAAGUGUCACUAGGCUCCACCCCUCCCCUAACAGCUUCCACCCCUUCUGCACCAGCUGAGACCACCCGUCCCCUGAGCCACAGGAGACCUUAGUACAGGCUUCCUCAAACUCGGCCCUCCAGAUGUUUUGAGACUACAAUUCCCAUCAUCCCUGACCACUGGUCCUGCCAGCUAGGGAUCAUGGGAGUUGUAGGCCACAAACAUCUGGAGAGCCGAGUUUGAGGAAGCCUACCUUAGAAGCAACCUUGUCCCUGCCCUCUUUCCUCCACCAAAUAAUGCCACAUUUGUUUUCCCUGCACUGGUUUCGCUUACCUCUGUCUUGCUUAAGAAAUAACCAAAGGUCACCUUCUCUGUUGUACUGGCUAUGUGGCAGAAUUGGAUUUAGCUAAGCUCUAUUUAAAAAUAUGCAUGCGGAAAAAACUUUUCAGCCCAGAUCAGUCUGUGCUCCACAGGAAACCUGAGUUUUUCUGUUCAUAAAGGGCUUUGCUUCAUUUCCUGAAGGCUGCAGUGACUCAGUAUCCUAAUCUUGGGCAGGGCAUGGAGUGGGAAAGGAAAAUAUGGGGAAGGGAAAGCACCUGAACAGUAAGUUAUCUGGUCUCCUCCAAAUCUUGAAGCUGGGCCUCAUUGUGGCAGGAUAAACCCACAACGGUCACAUCCACACCUAGGAUUCUCAUCUUCCAAUUUUGUCUCUGCAUUUUAGAGUUCUGGAAUUGCCUGGCUUUGCGUCCAAAGUAGAUUCAAUGCAUUAAGAAUUCUCGAUUUUUCUUGGUUUUUAAACUCUCCAAAGGUUGCAUGUGCCACACACCGCAUGCACAUUCUGCUACAACUUUCGGCAACUCUGUUGCAUUUACAUCUUCCUUCCCCACCCCCCCAUCAUUAAUUUACACGCAAGCCUAGAUAAAAGGUGGAACAAAAAAGCCUAUUAAUAACAACAAUAAUAAAUAAGCUGUCCUUCAUCCUAAGGUCCUAGGGGAGGUUACAACAAUUAAAACAUAAAAUUAAAAGCAGUUUAAAACAUAUUGCAUCCUAGAAAUAAGGUGAGUUCUUAAAAUAUACAUCCCACAUGGCAAAAGUGUGGGUAAAGAGUUGCACCUGAAGAAACCAGAGGCCUUUCUCCUGGGCAUAGUCGGCCAAACGGUGUCAAAAAAGGAUAGAACUUUCUUUAUGUACGCAACAACAGCAGCAAGAAUACUCAUCGCAAAGUAUUGGAAGACGCAAGAGCUCUCCACACUGGAGGAAUGGCAGAUGAAACUGAUGGACUAUAUGGAACUGGCGGAAAUGACUGGUAGAAUCCGUGACCAGGGAGAAGAGUCGGUGGAAGAAGAUUGGAAGAAAUUCAAAGAUUAUUUACAGAAAUACUGCAAAAUUAAUGAAUGUUAGAGUGAUGUUGGAUUGAAAUUAAAUGGUUUCUAGCUAUACAGGCUUCAAAGUUAUAUAUAGAUUAAGAUUAAGGAUUAGGAAUAAAAAGGUUAAAAGAAUGGAAAAUUGGCUAUUAAUAGAUAAAAAUUUAAUGUUAUAUUAUAUUAAGAUUAAGGAUUGGGAUUAAAAAAGAGGGAAAGGAAUUGCUGGACAAAUAAACUAAAUUGGAAUACAAAAGAGGGAGGUAUGAGGAGGUCCAGAAAAUAAGUAAAUUCAAAAGUAGUAAUGAAAAGAUAGAAUUGUUUUUAACUGGGUUUUUUUCUUUUUCUUUUAUUUUUAAUUUUGUAUUUUGUAUUGUGUAUUUUUCUUUUUACUGUUAAAUUCUCUUCUAUUGAUGUGUUUCUUUUUAUCUGAAACUUUAAUAAAUAUCAUUAAAAAAAAAAAAAAAGAGUUGCACCUUCCGCACCUAAUUCUGUAUUGCAAUGCAAUAACUAAUGAAGAUUCUUUGGGUUGUGUUGUUUUACUAAUGCACAAGACCAAAGCCCCCCCCCCAAAAAAAACCAUUAUUGAUGUGCAACCACACCAAGAGAGCCAUUUUGCAGUGUUUUGUCAUUGUACCUGUGCACAGGGGAGGGGUCUAAGAGAUGCAAAUUCUCUGAAGGAACAGAAAGCUGUGAAUGAGGCAAAUUGUUGUUUGCCAUUUUCCUAGUUAAACCGGAAUCUGGGAUGAGUGGCACGCAGAGCAAAACAAAUCAGGAGAAAAACAAAGGAAGUUACAGAGGAAAUUGACUCAUUUCUAAGGCUCUAGGUUGCCUUGUGGUUCCUGCUGGCACCCAGCUGUGUGUCAGACUAGACACUUCCUUGAAUGGUGUGCUGAACUACUCCUUCUAUACAGAUCCUGAUAAGUCAGGGAUAAGAUUCUUUGCAGUGUGAUCUUCUGGUGUUACAAAACAGGCAUCUUCUAUAAUAACCAGGCAUCGCAGUGUGGCUCAUAUCACCUUGUUGUCAUCCUUUCUCCUUCAGACAUAGUGCAUGUCUUACACAAAACAACACUUGGGUGCACACAUUGCUGUCGACCUAAAAUGACUGAUGGGGAAGAGAAAGUAGAAUAAAUGCUAAGCAGAGAUUUCAAGCGGUUCAACCCUCUCCCUCGCCUGCUUCCCCAUGACAUCCACUGAUUCUAGUGAAGUAUGCUGAAAGAAUUCAAUUUCUGUGCAUUCCAGUGCAAAUUGAUCUGAUCUGCAGCAGCUCCCAGACCAAUGUGCUGAGUGAGAUGGAAUAAUCCUUCAGAUCUUACACUUCUCUGAAUCUUUCGGUACAAUUUUCAGCUCAAAAUGUAGCAAAGUGUGCCCAAAAUUGCAGAAAUGUGUUAAAAUAUGUACAGUGAUAAAGAACACAUACUUAAAUAAAAACUUUUGUCCAGAUCUUUUUUUAAAACAACAAUCAGCAAGUGGCAAAUAUUUGGGUUGCAGGGAGCAUUUUAGUCGCCACAUAUUCGGAAAAGGACAAUCAAAAUAAUCCAGGGAAUGCAGUGACUCCCCUACGAGAAGAGGUUAAAGCAUUUGGGGCAUUUGAGAUUAGAGAACAGGCGAGGAAAAGGUGACAUGCUAAGUUUAUGGAAUUAUGCGUGGCAUUGAGAAAGUGGAUAGAGAAAGGUUUUCUCCCCCUCUCACAACACUAGAACUAUGGCAAGUUCUUAAAGAAAUGGGAGUGCCUGAUCACCUCAUCUGUCUCCUGAGAAAUCUCUAUGUGGGUCAAGAAGCUACAGUCAGAACUGGAUAUGGAACAACUGAUUGGUUCAAAAUUGGGAAAGGAGUACGACAAGGCUGUAUAUUGUCUCCCUGCUUAUUUAACUUAUAUGCAGAAUUCAUCAUGCGAAAGGCUGGGCUGGAUGAAUCCCAAGCCGGAAUUAAGAUUGCCAGAAGAAAUAUCAACAACCUCAGAUAUGCAGAUGACACAACCUUGAUGGCAGAAAGUGAGGAGGAAUUAAAGAACCUUUUAUUGAGGGUGAAAGAGCAGAGUGCAAAAUAUGGUCUGAAGCUCAACAUAAAAAAAAAUGAAGAUCAUAGCCACUGGUCCCAUCACCUCCUGGCAAAUAGAAGGGGAAGAAAUGGAGGCAGUGAGAGAUUUUACUUUCUUGGGCUCCAUGAUCACUGCAGAUGGUGACAGCAGUCACGAAAUUAAAAGACUCCUGCUUCUUGGGAUAAAAGCAAUAACAAACCUAGACAGCAUCUUAAAAAGUAGAGACAUCACCUUGCCAACAAAGGUCCAUAUAGUAAAAGCUAUGGUUUCCCCAGUAGUGAUGUAUGGAAGUGAGAGCUGGACCAUACAGAAGGCUGAUUGCCAAAGAAUUGAUGCUUUUGAAUUAUGGUGCUGGAGGAGACUCUUGAGAGUCCCAUGGACUGCAAGAAGAUCAAACCUCUCCAUUCUGAAGGAAAUCAGCCCUGAGUGCUCACUGGAAGGACAGAUCCUGAAGCUGAGGCUCCAAUACUUUGGCCACCUCACGAGAAGAGAAGACUCCCUGGAAAAGACCCUGAUGUUGGGAAAGAUGGAGGGCACAAGGAGAAGGGGACGACAGAGGAUGAGAUGGUUGGAUAGUGUUUGCGAAGCUACCAGCAUGAGUUUGACCAAACUGCGGGAGGCAGUGGAAGACAGGAGUGCCUGGCGUGCUCUGGUCCAUGGGGUCAUAAAGAGUCGGACACGACUAAACGACUAAACAACAACAACAACAACAACAACAAACCUGAAUGAUGGAAGAUUCAGGACAGAGAAGAGAAAGGAUUUCUUCACACAGUGCAACACAGUUAAACUCUAGAACUUGCUCCCACAGGAGGCAGUGAGGCCACUAACUUGGAUGGCUUUAAAACAGGAUUAGACAAUUUCAUGGAAGAUCGGGCCAAUCAGUGCCUACUAGCCAUAAUGGAUAUGGGUGGUGCUGUGGUCUAAACCACUGAGGUGGCUCCUUACAUGGGUCUCCUGCUCCUCAUUUAACCCCUGCAAAAACCCUGUCGGUGUCAGGAGCCGAUACAGAACAACAAACCCCUGUGUUGCAAACUUAACACAACAAACAACACAAGCAACACGAAGACCAGUAAACUAGAUAGCACUGCAAUUCUUAUUGCAUAAUAUACAACAAAAACAAAUUGUGUACACUUGUAAAUUCCCUAAUAUAUUUGAAAUCAAAUGAACACACGUCUGUCAAUCUUUGAAAGUCUGUAGAAGUCUAAUGGGUCUCUAGUUGAAACAAAGUGAUAAAUGCUAUCCUGUGGGCUAGGUGGUAAAACUUUUUAGGCGUUCAUAGUGCCGAAGUAGUAAGUGAAUAACAACGUAGGACAGUGAUCCCGGAUAAUCUGACUGUUUCGCUGGAAUUUACAAGUGUACACAAUUUGUUUUUGUUUUUGUUGUAUAUUAUGCAAUAAGAAUUGCAGUGCUAUCUAGUAUACUGGUCUUCGUGUUGCUUGUGUUGUUUGUGGUGUCAGGAGCCAGCCAGCAGUAAAUGACACAGAGUUAAGUGAAGCUAACUCUUCAUUAGAAAAAUCAGGAUCGGCACAGGAGUGCCAGGCCUAAUGAGCACACCAGCUCUCUCUGGUAGGUCUUGCCCCUAUGAGGCAGUUGUGGAGGCUGGAGGUCCCUGCCGUCACACAGCUGCCUAAGUGCUCUCCUCUCCCAGGGUUUCUGCAAGCAAUCUGAGACUGCGCCAGUAUGCCUGUCCUCUGCUCCUCCUGCUUCAUGCCUCUGCGGGUUCUGGGAGACCAGCGAGGAGAGGAGGCUGUCGCAGCAGCAGCAGAGACACCUGUGCCUAUUCACCAGCCAGACUCUCUGCCUCUUGGAUUCCUUCCUCUCCUGCUUCUGAUUCUGGACUUCUCUCUGCCACAGACUCUCCCAGCUCACCAAGCCCUUUUACCCCUUUAGCUUUGUUGCUGUGGUCUAAACCACUGAGCCUCUUGGGCUUGCUGAUCAGAAGGUCAGCAGUUUGAAUCCCCACAACAGGGUCAACUCCCGUUGCUCUGCCCCAGUUCCUGCCAACCUAGCAGUUUGAAAGCAUACCAGUGCAAGUAGAUAAAUAGGUACCGCUGUGGCGGGAAGGUAAAUGGCGUUUCAGAGCGCUCUGGUUUCCAUCACGGGGUUCCGUUGUUCCAGAAAUGGUUUAAUCCUGCUGGCCACAUGGCCUGGAAAGCUGUCUGUGGACAAACAGCAUCUCCCUCAGCCUGAAAGGGAGAUGAGCGCCGCAACCCCAUCGUCACCUUUGACUGGACUGAAGCGUCCAGGGGUCCUUUACCUCCUUCCUUCCUUCCUUCCUUCCUUCCUUCCUUCCUUCCUUCUUUUUUGCCCUGGAUCCAGGGUCAGAGGCCUUUCUGAAUUCCAAUUGCUGGAGACCACAGCAAGGGAGAGUGGUCUUAUUCUCAGGUUCUGCAUAUGGGUUUCCCACAGACAUCUGGUUGGCUGCCUGUGAGAACAGGAUGCUGGACUAGAUGGGCCAUUGACCUGAUCCUGCAGGUUCUCCAUAUGUUCUUAUUGGGGUGAGGGGACAAGCCAGUGUGGUGUAGUGGUUAAGAGCAGUGGACUUGUAAUCUGGUGAACCGGGUUCGCUUCCCCGCUCCUCUACAUGCAGCUGCUGGGUGACCUUGGGCCAGUCACACUUCUCUGAAGUUUCUCAGCCUCACUCACCUCACAGAGUGUUUGUUGUGGGGGAGGAAGGGAAAGGAGAAUGUUAGCCGCUUUGAGACUCCUUUGGGUAGUGAUAAAGAGGGAGAUCAAAUCCAAACUCCUCCUCCUCCUCCUCCUCCUCCUCCUCCUCCUCCUCCUCCUCCUCCUCUCCUUCUUCUUCUUCUUCUUCUUCUUCUUCUUCUUCUUCUUCUUCUUCUUCUUCUAUGAAAGAAUGGGAACCCGGAAUUUGGCACAGGAUUCUAUGGUAUAAUGUAUCCCAUUAUAUGACAAUAUGGGAAUGAAUGUUAAAUAAUUGCAAAGAUUUGUUAAAACUGUGACAUAAGCUAAUUUUUAAAUCUCCUAAUAAAUACACAAACACAGGACAAGCUGUUUUAGAGGUAAUAUAACAACAAAAUGUGUUGGAGAUAAUAUUCAAAAUGUAUAGUUCACACAAGAACAAUAGAUCAUGUGUAAGCAAUAUUUGUUACAACACCCUCCAGAAUAUUUAUAAUGGUGGUAUUUUACUUUUUUUUUAACUUUUUUGGGGGGAAAUCUUCUCUGUCUAUACAAAAUUAGAGUUCAGAUUUUUUUAAUGGGAAAAAAUAUCACAGAUGAAUGCAGAGAUGGAACAGACGUAUGAAUGAGCACACAUAUAAUUGGCACAGGCUGGGAAUAGACUGAUCCGUUCACCCCUAAUUCUAGCUUGUGUUGGUCUCCUCCAAGGUGUUUCUGACUGGGCUGCCUUGCAGAAACUUUCAAGUGAUUGUAGCCUACACAAUGUUGCAGACAGUGAGAGAUCAGAUCCUCAGAGAAGAUAUGAAUGGAGACGACAUUUUAAUGGUGAGUCAGACUAUCAGAACACCUAAAAGUUACAUGAGAUACAAUUUAAGCACCAGGACUAUAAUCUAGGGUACCCUGGAAUUCCCACAUAGGCAAGCUACCUACAAAAAUCUUGGUGAACAUUGUAUGCUGCCCUGAUAUUUUAUGAUACAGUGGCAUACAUAUACUCUUAUACAUAAAGAAAUGCUGAAUGGUGAAGUUGUAGGGUUGGAAGGAAAGCAACAGAGCAUGCCUAGGGAACUUCUAGAUGUUUGCUACUGCCUGCCACAGAGAUUAUAAUGCACCAAUACGAGCUAACCGUAUUCAGCAACCAUGCUAUAAAUAAGGGGUAGGAAACCUGUAACCCUCUGGAUAUUAUUGACCUCCAACACCCAUCAGCCCCAGCCAGCCUGGUCAAUGGUUAGGAAUGAUGGGAAUUGUUGUCCAGCUACAUCUUGAGGGCCACAGAUUUUUUAUCUCUGCUGCCGCCAAUUGGUUACUCUCCUGGUAAAGGUCAUUUUCAAGUUUAUUCUUUUACAUGUGCUUUUUUACUCUUUAGACUCUUUGGUUCAAGCCCUAUGGUGGGCAAAAAAGAUUCCUGCAUUGUGGGGGGGGUAGAACUAGAUGAUACUCAUGGUCCCUUCCGACUCUACAAUUUUAUUAUUCUGUGAAGUUUGUAGUAGUUGGGGGAAAUUAACAGAUCACAUUCCACUGUGUGGAAUGUGCUUUAAUGUUUUAUUAAUAUUCUUAAAUAUGCUUUAUACAUCAGCCCAGCAGAUUGUAACAGCCUGGAUCCUGGAAAAAAUGCCAAGUUCAUUUGGAUGGACUUGAAUUGAACUGUGAACUGAAUGUGAACGGACUAGUUCAUUUUGUGAAGGAACCAAUAUUAGUUCCUUUUUAAACAUUUUGAAAACUAGUCCCUAAAUAAUAGCUUUCUAAGCUCUGAGUUUAAUUCAGAUAUAACAAUCAAUGAGUGCACAGUCUGGGCACACAAUAGUUGAGUGGUACAAAUCAACACGUCUAACCCUUUUAUGCAAACACAUGGACCUGUCUUUGGUGUAAUGUGUGAACAAGACUCAAUGACAGCAAGGAAGAGCAAUAGCAGAGUCAGGAGGCUCCAGGGGUUGGCGGUGCCAUCCUGCAGGAUGGCGGGCAUCACCAGUGAUGCUUCCCACUGGUGCUGGAGCCGACUGACUUUUAGUCUGAUCAUUGUGGGGAAAACCAGAUGAUACUCAGGGUCCCUUCCAACUCUACAAUUUUAUUAUUCUGUGAAGUUUGUAAUAGUUGGGGGAAAUUAACAGAUCACAUUCCACUGUGUGGAAUGUGCUUUAAUGUUUUAUUAAUAUUCUUAAAUAUGCUUUAUACAUCAGCCCAGCAGAUUGUAACAGCCUGGAUCCUGGAAAAAAUGCCAAAGAUCAUUUGGAGGAACUUGAAUUGAACUGUGAACUGAAUGUGAAUGGACUAGUUCAUUUUGUGAAGGAACCAAUAUUAGUUCCUUUUUAAACAUUUUGAAAACUAGUCCCUAAAUAAUAGCUUUCUAAGCUCUGAGUUUAAUUCAGACAUAACAAUCAAUGAGUGCACAGUCUGGGCACACAAUACGUUGAGUGGUACAAAUCAACACGUCUAACCCUUUUAUGCAAACACAUGGACCUGUGUUUGGUGUCAUGUGUGAACAAGACUCAAUGACAGCAAGGAAGAGCAAUAGCAGAGUCAGGAGGCUCCAGGGGUUGGCGGUGCCAUCCUGCAGGAUGGCGGGCAUCACCAGUGAUGCUUCCCACUGGUGCUGGAGCCGACUGACUUUUAGUCUGAUCACUCCACAUUCUUCUUAUAUUCUAAUAUUUUCAUAUCAGAGACUGCAAUACAUUUGCAACCAAACAAACAAAAAUGGCAAUAUAAACUGUGAAACAGCAAGCCUGGGUGACUGAUAAGCUGUCACUUUUCUUCUCUGUUACAGCUGUGCAAUAACAUCGUAGAUCUGGAUGCUGAUGAAUUGAUCUCCAAAUCCUGUAACACAUAUGAGGUUCUCCUGAAAUAUAAAGAUAAGGUAAAGGGGGCGGGACCUGGAACUCUCCUUCCAAUAUAAUAUUUCUGGGUUCAGAGAAGGAUUCCAUACACAGGCUUAAGCUUUUUCUUAAAAAAGCGUGUCCUCACAAUAACAAACAAAGGCAACUCAAACUCAAACACAACUAGACUUUGUUAUUAAUUAGGCAAAAGCCUGAGAAAUGUCACUGUUGGGGGUACACCUGGUGCAAAUACCCCUGUUCCCCUCUGUGAGGUCAUUUGUUCCCUGCCACUUCAGGCAGUUUCCCUAGUUAAAAAAAGGGUGGCAGGAGGUGAACAAUGAUAUAUUCCCUUUGUUAUAUAUAUAUAUUGCUGAUGUGUCCUCCAUUUGUCCUCAGGUUCCGAAGGAGUUCAAGGAGUUCUUUGGUCAGUCACUGUAAUAAAGGUGCCCUGUUAUAAAAGUUGAAAGAGUCACGUGGCCUGGGU
Molecule: messenger RNA, 37319 nt
Organism: Podarcis lilfordi (Lilford's wall lizard)
Lineage: Eukaryota; Metazoa; Chordata; Lepidosauria; Squamata; Lacertidae
Source: the annotation of a GenBank genome assembly